This is a messenger RNA of Cucurbita maxima (winter squash), 657 nucleotides long. RefSeq lists its product as uncharacterized. Lineage: Eukaryota; Viridiplantae; Streptophyta; Magnoliopsida; Cucurbitales; Cucurbitaceae. The transcript has a single exon. The coding region runs from base 1 to 657 and encodes 218 amino acids. Gene Ontology annotation, cellular component: membrane. The record is from RefSeq and is a predicted model, not a curated record.
AUGACUCUUAUUUUCAUAGCAACGAUCUCUGCAUGUGGGUCGUCCGUUGCAGCCAUUGACAAUCUUGGGCAGAUCGCCGAGUCACUUAAAUAUCCAAAUCAUUCCAUAAGUAUUUUGGUUUCAUGGAUUUCCAUAUUCAAGUUCUUUGGUCGGAUCUUCUCUGGUUUCAUCUCUGAAACCCUUAUCACCAAAUACAAAUUACCUCGCCCUUUCAUGUUUGGUCUUACCCAACUUUUCACCUGCACCGGCUUGCUCUCCAACGCAUUCCCUUAUAUAAAUUUAGUCUAUGUAGCUUCGUUGAUCGUUCGGUUUGGCCUUGGAGUCCAAACUCUAUUGAUAUUUGCCAUAAUCUCUGAUCUCUUUGGCCUCAAACAUUACUCGACACUGCUCAACUGUGGGCAACUGGUUGUCCCACUUAGAUCUUAUAUAAUGAACGUGGAAGUAAUAGGGAGGUUUUACGAUGCCGAAGCCACUAAAAUUGGAAAUGUGAAGAACGGAAAGGGCCUAACUUGCACUGGAACUCAUUGCUUUAGUGAAUCGUUCAUGAUUUUGGCUACACUGACUUUGUUUGGAGCGAUGACUUCGUUUGUGCUAGCUUAUAGAACUCGAGACUUCUACAAAGGCGAUGUAUAUAAGAAACACAGAGAUGACAUAUAG